AGCACGUACAAGUCGCAACUACUUCUCAAACUUGACCACGAAACAUCGUUCACCAGGCCCUCCUCUGCAGCUAUGGAUCCAAACGAUCCACACGGCAUGUACUCGGGCGGUGGAUCAUGGGGGAAUCCUCAGCAGCAACAGGGAUACCCUGCCUUCCUGCCGCCGAACCCAAUGCAGGGUCAUCAGCAGCAGCACCAACAGCAGCAAGGCUACCCAAGUCAGUCUUAUGGCGGAGGAGGGGGAGGCAGAGGCAGGCGCUAUGGCGGCGGCGGACCACGACGUAAUGCUGGUGGUGGAGGAGGCUACGGCGGCUCGCCGUACACAGCUGGUAUGAACGACCACGACCGCCAACGCGCAGAAGAGGAGCGAGCACGUCGAGUUCGCGAGAAGCUCUACAAGAUUGCAGAGUCCGCCAAGCCUGCCAAUGAGGCAGAGGGAGCACCAGCUGCAAUCCAAGACGACGAUUUCUACCCUCAGAGUGACCUCUUCACCCUCAAGAAGUGGAUCGAAGAAGAGGCAAAGCGCGGCCCGCAACAUGAGGCAGUCGUCCUUCAAGCUUUCCGUGUAAUGGUCACUGAGCAGCCACACAAGACGCCCCUCAUCGCUGCGCUACUCGGAUUCCUCAUCCUCUCACCCGAUGUUCAGAGUCGCGGAAUGGAUGACACCGCAGCGAUGGACGGAGAGAAUGGCAAUGGCGCCUCUUCUUCCACCUCAUCUGAGCAAGAGACCCUCGGAAUCAAGAUCGGCCGCGACCUCGUCAAAGCCUUUCGUUCUCACCUUCAUUCGCGCCUCUGGAGGAAUGUCCGCCUCUCGCUACACUUCUUCGCCGCCCUCGUACCCCUCGGCAUCGUCCCUCCUUCGUCUAUGCGCCAGCUCCUCUCGGCAUUCGCAAUGGUCCUCAACGAGCCAGGUGUCACGAUUGAUCGUGGCGACCGCGCUGCAAUGUGCAUCAUCGAAGUCCUCUGUCGCUCUGCCGCCGACCUUGCAAGGGGCGAUGGCGAUGUUGCUCGAUCGGACGAGGCGAUCUCUGACCUCGAUGGACUCGUCCAAGCCGUAGAAGGCUACAACGCUACUCGCAAGGCAGAGCACGACCUUCGCUCCCCCUGGCGCUCGCCCAUCGAUCCGGACAACGAAGGCGAUAGCGGCGACCUCCUCCACGAGGAAGGAUUCGAGCAAGCCGUCGAGGCCCUCCAGCUACUGCGCUCUCGCGACUGGCGUCCGCCCACCUUCUUGCCCCGAGCGACCGAUCUCCUCCCUCCAGCCAUCAACAACAUAGUCGACUCUGUAGUGCGCAACACCUCCACUCUCCCUCAAGCGCAAUACCUCAUCUCCAUGCCCGAGAUUCUCGUCCCACCUGAGGAGGAAGACGAAUUCGAGACGUCUUUCCCGCUCGGUGGGCAAGGCCAAGCAAAGCCUACCGGACUCAACAAGCGCAAGUUUGGCGGCGGUAGUAAGCACAAGAGCAUCUCCCUGCAAAAGGCAGACGAAGAAGUCCGCCGAGCCGGAGCUGGACCGGACCGAGUGGGACUGUAUCCUCGUUGGUUCGUCGAGUCGUGCCCUCUCGCUGGCACGCCCUCCUCCGUAGUCCUGCGUGGCCUCACCCUGGAUAUCAUCGAUCUCUACGAGGUAAAUCGCAAAGAGUGCGCUCGCAUCCUCUUUGGCCUCGCAAAAUGGCUGCGCAAGGGCACAUUCGCGGGCAAAGCAGUGCACCCCAACGCUGGCCUCUUCGGUGAUGCGGAGGACGCAGACGAGUGGACCAAUCGCGACGACCGCGACCCGGAGGGGGCUUGGACACUGGAUGACCUCCUGGUAGAGUGCAUCCUCGGCUCCUCACUCCUUCUUCCCUCCAGCCCACACGUAGGGCUCUACUACCAUGCCCUCCUUCGCGAGAUCACAACGCUCAGCCCGCAAACUCUUGCACCUGCCAUCGGCAGAACAGUCCGUCGAGUCUACGGCGCCGCGAGGCGAGGACGUGUUUCCUCUGAAGUGCUCGAGCGCUUCAGUGACUGGUUUAGUGCGCACCUGAGCAACUUCAACUUCUCCUGGAACUGGAAGGAGUGGAUCCCCGAUAUGGGGCUUGCGUGGAGUCACCCGUGUCGUUCUCUCGCGAGGAGGAUUGUAGAUCUGGAGGUCAGGUUGGCAUACUAUGAUCGCAUCAAGGGAACUCUACCCGAGGAGGUGCAGGAAAGCGUGCUUAGGCCUGAGGAAACUGCGCCAUGCUUUACGUAUGGCGAAGAGGGGCACCCUUACAACAAGAGAGCGGCGGCACUGACUGCUUCAUUGAGGGCCAGGGCUACAGCUCCGGUCGUGCUGGCUGAGCUGGAGAGCUUCAAGCGCGACCUUGUUGCGCCGGAGAACCCGCUGGACGAUGAGAUGCAGGAUGGCAAUGGCGCCAACGGCGGCGAGCACACGGCCAUCCCUCCGUCGGGCCGGGUCAGCAACGCAGCGCAAGCAGACGUAGUCGUGCGAGACGUGAUGACCCAGGUGGUCCUCAAUGUGGGGUCGCGCUCUUUCUCCCACUUCCUCAACAUCGUCGAACGCUACCACGGCUUGCUGCGUCACCUGUCGACCACCCCCGCGACGCGUGCGGCCAUUUUGGGAGCCACAGCCAGGCAUUGGGCCAGGAGCCCGCAGUGGUGCUUAAUCGUGGUCGACAAGCUAGUGCAAUACCGCAUCGUCGAGCCGGCGGAUGUCGUUGGAUUCGUGUUCAAUGGCGACUCACUCGGCGAAGCAGCUCUGCCCACGACCGUCCUGCAAGGAUCGGGAGACACUGUAGCAUGGAGCUUCUCCCGCCCUUACAACAGCGACGACACUGGGGCAGCAUCGCACUACACGAGGGACUGGUCCUCCUUUGACUGGUACGAGAUCCUGCGUCUCACAGUUGAAAAGGUGAACGGGCGUGUUGGGCAGGUCCGUCGUCGCCUCGCGCGACUGCAGCGCGACGAAGCGGAAGAGGAGGAGCGCAAGGAAGCAGAGGCAGCAGCGGCAGCCGCAGCAGCUACUGCUGCUGCCGAAGCUGGCUCAUCAGGUGACAGCGAGCCACCAGCAAAGAAGCCUGCCUUCAGCUUCCCGACUUCGGCCAACCUCCCACCCAAGCCGGCCGCCGCGGACCCGUCCGCUCCUACUCCGGCAGCAGCGCCCAAACCCGUAGUGGCCGCUCAGCCUGGUCAGACCCAGCCGCAGCAGACCGUAGCAGAAGCGCGCACUGCCCUGGAGUCGAUCCUGAGCGAGCAGCGCAAAGUCCUAGCAUCUGCGCUGCGUGGGCUUGCCAGGCUCUACCUCUCGACUAGCGCUGCAGCAGCUGCGCAAGAGGAGGAUGAAGAGACCAAGUGGCGCGCCUGGUGGUCUGGUGAGGCGUUGCGUUGCUUCUUGAGCAGCUUUGCUUCUGAGGUGGGGGAUGUUGAGGUGACACUGCGCGCUGCGUUGGAUGAGGAGGUCAAGGGCUUCGAGGGGGGCGAGAAGGUUGAGGACGUCAAGAGGCUGUUUGAGGAAGCGGUUCGACUUGGUUCGGAGUAGAGGAGAGGUGGGAGACCAUCGAUCUUCAUACAUGCAUCGCAAUAUGAGCAGCACUAUAGCACAUGCACGGCUAGUGAAAAGAGCACUUUUGUCUUGUAUUGGGUGCACGGUAGAGAGUGAGAAACAAUCAAAAGAAGGAACUCGACGGGGGGGAAAGCGGGCCCCUUGUAUUGUGGAUGCUAGAGGACAAAGGGAAACGAGAGACACGAUAAACGUUGGGUGG
Jaminaea rosea is the source of this 3739-nucleotide messenger RNA. RefSeq lists its product as hypothetical. Bases 73 to 3516 code for a protein of 1147 amino acids. Gene Ontology annotation, molecular function: RNA cap binding; mRNA binding. The transcript has a single exon. The record is from RefSeq and is a predicted model, not a curated record. Gene Ontology annotation, cellular component: nuclear cap binding complex; nucleus. Gene Ontology annotation, biological process: mRNA export from nucleus; nuclear-transcribed mRNA catabolic process, nonsense-mediated decay. Lineage: Eukaryota; Fungi; Basidiomycota; Exobasidiomycetes; Microstromatales.